AACCACCAAGCUCCAAGCUCGGUCCGGUUGCUGAUGGAGGUGCCAGAUGGACCGAAUGGAGCACAAGUACUCUGUAUGGCUGAUGCCGCAGCCUGGGGACUUGCAAACGAAGUUGGACAGUUUGGUGGCCCAAGUGAGCCACCGCUUCCGUGGUCCCCCCUUCGACUUUCACGUGACCUUGCUGGGCGGCAUCAAAAGCUCAGACCUGGAGGCGCUGAAAGGUGAGCUGCAGAGGCUGGCGUCAAGGCUGGAGCCCUUUGAGGUUCACUUCCCCAAGGAGUCUCUGGCCGUGUUCGAGACGUGGAAUCAGAGUCUGCUACUGCUGGCGGAGCUUGGGCCAAAGCUGAGAGCAGCCAACCUGGCGGCAGUCCAGCAGUUCAAAGACCCGUCAGCGCAGGAGGCGAACUUUGCAGCGCCCAGCAGGCAGCCCCAUGGUUCGCUCCUCUAUGGGCCCCAGCCUUUGGAGGAAAGAAAGCAAGCGGAAGCAUGGGUGCGACAAGAAGCUCCUUGGUUUUCCGAUGGCUGGAGCUUCACAGCGUCUCACUUGGUUCUGUACGAAACAGAUCAUCCGGCAGACGGGUGGGAAGGAGUUCCAAGCUGGAAGAAGGUGGCUGAGUUUCCCAUGGCGGCAUGAGCUUCGAUGCGAUGGCGACAGGCAAAACACCCGUUCCGCGAUGCCAUGCAAUAGCCACGUGCCUCCAGAACGUGCAUCAGGUUGCUUGCACGGGAUGGGCUUU
Effrenium voratum is the source of this 737-nucleotide messenger RNA. The record is from the annotation of a GenBank genome assembly. NCBI's taxonomy places the organism in Eukaryota, Dinophyceae, Suessiales, Symbiodiniaceae.